UGUGGCGCGGUGAAAGGUUUCCUGUUGGGGUUUCCAGCCCUCCUCGUCUUCACCUAUUUAUGAAAGAAAUUGAAAAAUGAGAAUAUAAAAUAAUCGUAUUUUACCAAAUCAAACCAAAAUUAUUAAAAUUAUAAGAUACACGAAUAAUUAUCCAUAAUAUUCAAAAUCUUUGUAUAAACAAUAAUUUUGUUUUUGUGAAACUAGGGGGCUCGGGGUGGCCGAGCCCUCCGGCCCCAACAUGGCUCCGCCAUUGGUUCCCGUCUCCAAUCUGUCAUCUCUUGCCACUUGUCGCGAUGAGAGCCAUUCUCACUAAAAAUCACUUCGCUUUAUACUUAUAUAUACAGUACUCCUAUAAGAAGAUUUUGAGUGGAGAAAGAUAUUCAUUGUUGUUGUUAAUCCAAAACAAAUUGGGAAGCCCAGCCCAGUCGUAUUCCCCAGUGGGCCUUGUCCAAAAAUUCGUCUGUUGUGUGGUGUUAUCGGGAGAACAAACCAAACAAAAUACUCUAUUAGUCCCACUUUAAGUGCCCAUAUUUUCAUUGUGAGAUGUCCCAGAAUAAGGGUUCAUUUUCUAAAAAUAACAGUCCAAACAUGUCAAACUUUCAAUUUUGCACCUAAAAAGUACCAUUUUUUUUCCUAAUUGAUUUGACAGCGUUUGGUAUUCGUGUUAUUCUUUGAUUGAUAUAUUACCCAAGAGUAGAAAUAUUUCAUCGUUACUCGACAUACAUGGCAUAAGCAAAUAAGAAUUUACAUCCUUACUGAUUUCAAACAAAGAAAACAGAUAAAUUAGCAUGGAUCUCUCCAGUAGACGCAAGUCAUGUAAUCAUCUCCUGAUCCUAGGUGUAUUUCUUGUCUGACCAUUUCAUCAAAAUCGUGAUCUUAAUUGACAGGAACAUGAGACUAGGAUUGUUGAUGCUUAACCUAAUAACAUGGUUCAGGCGGAAGAGAUGCUGAUGUACUUGCAUAACUUUGAGAAUGGCUUUUGAUGAGACUGUUCUUGAGGAUCUUGAUGAUGAUUUCCGUCUUCCAAUUAGUCACAGACCAACAGAAAACGUAGAUCUUGAUAAUGUGGAACAAGCAUCAAUCGACACAAAGUUGACAUCAUCAAAUGUUGGCUUUAGGCUUCUCCAGAGGAUGGGGUGGAAAGGAAAAGGUCUUGGGAAGGAUGAGCAAGGAAUAACUGAGCCAAUAAAAUCUGGUAUGAGGGACCCAAAAUCAGGGAUUGGAAAACAAGAGGAAGACGAUUAUCUUACUGCAGAAGAAAAUAUCUAGCUAAGAAAACUUGAUAUCGAGUUAGAGGAAACGGAGGAGAUAGCAAAGAAGCGGGAGGUUAUAGCAGAACGUGAGCAGAAAAUUCAGACCGAGGUGAAAGAAAUACGAAAGGUGUUCUUUUGUGAGCUCUGUAAUAAGCAAUACAAAUUGGCUGUGGAGUUUGAAGCGCACCUGAGUUCAUAUGACCACAAUCAUAGAAAGCGUUUUAAAGAAAUGAGAGAAAUGCAUGGAACUAGCAGUCGUGACGACAGGCAGAAACGAGAACAGCAACGUUAGGAGAGGGAAAUAGCCAAGUUUGCUCAGAAUGCCGACACCCGUUAGCAGCAGUUGCUGCAGCAAGAGCAGCCAGAGCAACCUGGAAUUGCAGUGGCUUCUGUUGCAACUAGAAGUGCUACUGUACUUGCUGAUCAAGAGCAACGGAAGGCAUUAAAGUUUGGUUUUUCCUCAAAAGGUGGCACCUCCAAGGUAUCCCUUAGUUUUCAUGUUUGCGCUCAUUUAAAAAAAAAGAAGAAGUCUCUUAACUAUUUCCGUUAGGCUUUGAGGAUCCCAUGGUUAGGAUUCUGCUGAAUCCUGAGACAUUGUCAUAUUUCGGUUUGAUGGAAUUCCCUAACAAAAAACACCAUUGGAUAAUAUAGUCUGGAAAUGUAAGAUGAAAGAUAUCUGAAAUAACACCGAAAUGUCAAUUUAAGAUAGGGUUGUAUAUUUAUAUUAUUCCCAAUUUACUUGCACUCGUAAUUCUGUCGUUCAUGUUGGAAUUUAAAAAUGGAUCCCGAUGCACACUGUAACACAAAAUUUGACGUCCAUCUUUGGAAAAAUUGGAGUGAGUAUCAUUUACCUGGAUAAGGGGCCUUAUUCUAUAGCCUGGUGGCAUGGAAAGAGAUGGUUAUUGGUCUUCAUGUGUUCCAGUCUUGGGAUUAGAUGCCAUGGCCAGAGGCUUUGUUGUCUUGGGGGAAGAUGUUUGGGCGUAGACUGAUAUUAUAGAGUUCCUAUGAAUACUUUUCCAACCCUUGAGAUUUGGAAAGUGCAUUUGGAUAUGCCCGGAAAAGGAAACGUGGCGUUUCUUUCACUUUCCUUUUGUAACUUGUGGGAUUGAAG
Rhododendron vialii is the source of this 2364-nucleotide messenger RNA. RefSeq lists its product as uncharacterized. Gene Ontology annotation, molecular function: nucleic acid binding. Lineage: Eukaryota; Viridiplantae; Streptophyta; Magnoliopsida; Ericales; Ericaceae. The transcript is spliced from 6 exons. The record is from RefSeq and is a predicted model, not a curated record.